Molecule: messenger RNA, 594 nt
Organism: Camelina sativa (false flax)
Lineage: Eukaryota; Viridiplantae; Streptophyta; Magnoliopsida; Brassicales; Brassicaceae
Source: RefSeq, a predicted model, not a curated record
GUCUCCAAUUCACUAACAUAACACCAACAACAUCUCAUCUCACUAAUUUUUUAGUGUUCUUGUCUAGAAGAAGCAAUGGCCACUUCAGCAAUCCAACACUCUACUUUCUCCGGCCAAACGGCUCUAAAGCCAUCCAACGAUCUCCUCCGCAAAGUUGGAUCCUCCAACGGCGGUGGUCGUAUCGUCAUGCGUCGUACCGUCAAGUCUACUCCUCAGAGCAUCUGGUACGGACCAGACCGUCCCAAAUACCUAGGACCAUUCUCGGAAAACACACCAUCAUACCUAACAGGAGAAUACCCUGGAGACUAUGGCUGGGAUACAGCCGGUCUCUCCGCUGAUCCAGAAACAUUCGCAAAGAACCGUGAGCUCGAAGUAAUCCACAGUAGAUGGGCAAUGUUGGGUGCUUUGGGCUGCACCUUCCCGGAGAUCCUCUCCAAAAACGGAGUCAAAUUCGGUGAAGCCGUGUGGUUCAAGGCGGGAUCUCAGAUCUUCUCAGAAGGAGGGCUUGACUACCUCGGAAACCCUAACUUGAUCCAUGCGCAAAGCAUAUUGGCUAUAUGGGCAUGUCAAGUUGUGCUCAUGGGANACAACUGA